AUGACAGCCGACAUCAAGACACUGCUUUUGGCCGCCCUCGGCGCGGUCGCAGUUGCUUGGCUGGCUCAAUCGUUUGGCAAACGCUCGUCGCUGCCCUUACCCCCGGGGCCGAAACCGGCCCUGUUGAUUGGGAAUAUUCACCAGCUCCCUAAGAGCCUCCAGUGGCUGCAUCUAUACCACUUGAGCAAGGAAUAUGGACCAAUCAUGCACUUCAGCAUGGCCGGUCAGCCCCUCAUUAUCCUGUCGACGCAUCAAGUCGCGCACGAUCUGCUCAACCGGCGGAGUGGACGCUACUCUGAUCGGCCGCGCAUGGUCAUGGCCGGUGAGCUGGUGACGAAGAAUAUGCACAUGCUGCUUCGGCCCUAUGACGAGCGAUACAAGCUACACCAGCGCAUGGAAGCCCCUCUCCUGGUGCUCCGCUCGGCGAGCAACUACCGCCCUCUCCAGGAUCUCGAGUCGCAGCAGCUGCUAUUCGAUGUGCUGGGAGAGUGGGAUAAGUUUGGCGAGAAGGGUGUCGACUUCCACCACCAUUUCGAGCGAGCCAUGGCGAGUACCAUCUACUGCCUCAACUACGGGUACCGAUUACAGACAGGCUAUGAGAAAGAGCUCAUGGACGGCAAGAAGGUGCAGGCCGAGUUCGCCCGGACGGGCCAGGUCGGCGCGUACCUUGUCGACUCGUUUCCUUCACUGAACUACCUGCCGAAAUUCCUCGCGCCCUGGAAGAAGGAGGGCGAGGGGCUGUACGAGCUGGAGCGACAGUUGCACGUCGGGAACCUCAAGAAAGGGUUGAGUAACCGCGGCUGGAACUUCACCAAGUAUAUGAAGGACUCUCCCGAAGCUGUCACUAUGCCCGAGGAAGAGCUCGCGUUCGACCUGGGCAUUCUCGCGGAUGCAGGUUUGGAUACUUCGACCGUUGCGCUAGACUGGUUUAUUGUCGCUUGGAUCACCUCGGGCUCGACGUGGGUGAAGAAGGCACAGCAGCUUCUCGACGAGGUCGUCGGCAAGGAUCGAAUGCCUACCUUUGAGGAUCGUCCGAAGCUAGCAUAUAUCGAUGCCAUUGCGAGCGAAACCCUCCGCUGGCGCCCCGUUGUUGUAUCCGGCGUCCCCCACUUCACAAAGGUCCAAGAUGAAUAUAUGGGCUACCAUAUCCCAGCGAACUCCACCGUCCUCCCCAACGCCUUUGCCAUCUCCCAUGACGAGUCAAUCUUUGGCGAAGACGUAGAUUCCUUUAUCCCUGAGCGCUGGCUCGCCGAGGAUCCACCGUCCGAACCCUCGAUCGACGCCUGCGGCUUCAACACUUCCGCCCUUAAGGAUCUCCCGCACAUCGGCUUCGGUUGGGGACGUCGCAUCUGCACAGGUCGCUUCAUUGCGCGCAAUCAGCUAUUUAUCCAGAUGGCGCGUAUGCUCUGGGCGUUUGACGUCGACGCCGGGGUUGUCGAUGAGAAGACGGGGAGGAGGCACAAUGUUGACGAUAUGGAUUGUACCGAAGGGUUCGUUACGCUUCCGAAGCCGUUUAGGGCUGUUAUGCGGCCCAGAGGGGAGUGGGUUCGCCAGAGGAUCUUGGAGCGGGGGACGACACAUGGGUUGGAUCAUGCAAAGAUCUUGCAGAACGCAAAACUUGGUCGGUCGUGA
Molecule: messenger RNA, 1632 nt
Organism: Aspergillus nidulans FGSC A4
Lineage: Eukaryota; Fungi; Ascomycota; Eurotiomycetes; Eurotiales; Aspergillaceae
Product: protein CYP663A1
Exons: 2
Coding region: 1-1632 (543 amino acids)
Molecular function (GO): monooxygenase activity; oxidoreductase activity, acting on paired donors, with incorporation or reduction of molecular oxygen; heme binding
Source: RefSeq, a predicted model, not a curated record